Messenger RNA from Octopus sinensis (East Asian common octopus), 1643 nucleotides. Its product is annotated as serine/threonine-protein kinase phg2-like. The transcript has 2 exons. Lineage: Eukaryota; Metazoa; Mollusca; Cephalopoda; Octopoda; Octopodidae. The record is from RefSeq and is a predicted model, not a curated record. Bases 204 to 1643 code for a protein of 479 amino acids.
CUUUCCACCAUGGCUAUGUGCUUGUCAGAAAUUUUACAAAGUUUUUAUCCAGUAUUUUUCCUGUUGAUAUCCAAGAUGAAGCCAUAGAGGGUCCAUAGAAACCCUGAUACUUUAAUUUAAUGUGCAUUGAACACAAUUGGACAUAUAUUAUGAAACCUCAUGUGGAAUACAGCUGACUUGGAUUGCAGCAUACAUGGCUCAUCAUGCCACCUCCAAAGAAACCCAAAACUGGUCCAACUACAGCUGAGCAGUUCCUCACUAAAGAGGAGCUGAAAUGCUUUCAAGCUGAAUCCUCUAAUAUACAACAGAAAAUUACCUCAGGAAAACCAGAAACUGUUAGUAGUGAUGAGCCGUGUGAACCAUUCAGUGCUGACAGCAGUAGCGAGCUUGAUCAUUUAGCCAGUCGUAGUAGUAAAAGAGUCUGUGAUGAUGGCUUAGUGCAACAACAGUUAACUGGUAGCUCUUCUGAUACAAGUGAAUACAGUUCAGUGUCAAAUGUCUUGGCACCAGAUAUUGAUCCUUGUGGUCGGAAUGACUUAACUGGGAGCAAUGGCAAUAAUAGUAGUAAUAGUAGUAGUAGUUGUAGCUCAUCAGCUGUUGUUCCCAGUAACAGUCCAACAAAUAAUGAACAUCAGCAGGUGAAAUCUGAAGCUGUCCUCACUCAACAGACUCAAUCAGCAACAGUAACACAUCCAGAAUAUUCUAUCCACGAGUCAUCAGUUUCCAACUACCAGAUAUUACGACGUCUUUUUGCCCAUGCAAAAUCACCAAAAUCUACCUCAGAGCCAUCAGCUGUUGAUCACCUUCCACCAUCCGGUAGCAAUACCACUAUCACAAGCUAUAAAGAUGAACCUUCUGAACAAGCAGCGACAUCAACAACGUCUGUAGAUGUCACUGAAGUGGCAGUGAGCAAGGGAGGUAACUCUUCAAAAACUUUGACUUCUACAGACAGUGUCUCAACUAAAAGAGACUCAAAUAUUUCUAAUAAGAAUAGUGCAGGGAUUUUACAAGCGACUCGUAAGAGUUAUCUUUCAUCAUAUAUCAAUCAGACACCAAAGCUAUCUCGCUUGACCGAAGAGCCCUCAGCUGGUAGCCAGACUGUACAGCGCCACCUGGCUGCCAGCUUCUUGCAGGAACAACCAUUUGACCUCACUCUAAAAUGUAAGGACACCCAAUUUAAUGGUGCAAUUGUUGAUCCACUUAAACAUUUUAUUUCUAAAUCAUCUUCUCGUAUUGAUUCCAAUUUUGAACAUUUAUCCUCCGCUUCAGAAAACUACCUCAGACAUUGUGAACAACAACAACAACAACAACAACAAUCACAACAAGCAACACAACUGCAAACACAACCACAACAACAGAAACCUCCAGCUCCACCGCAAUCUCUCCCUUCACCAGCACGACACCUCCCACAGCAACAAAAGAAAGUUAAGCUGGAGAGAGAAGCUUAUGUAAUAUCUACAAAUUCUGGAGAGAGUGGUGGUUCACGAACUGAUAUGAGCGAAAUGCUUGUGAAACGUGAGGAGAGUAGGCAGGAAGAAGAUGGUAGUCAUCAUGUUAUAUCUAUUUUGACAGGGAAUACAACAGUGCCAAGCACUGAACCAUUGAUGCUUUUUAAUGUUAUCAAGCCUAAAACAACAGGGUAG